AAGUUGCCGCGGCAGUCUUAUAAGUCGUUUCGCUAGAUCUUUCAACUACUACUACAUACGUGUUUUCGGUGAUCCCAAAACUAAUCCAACCAUCUUUAAUGUCUCUUCGUGUCUUAAUAUCAGGCGGUGGCAUCGCGGGGCCAGCAAUCGCCUUCUGGCUCACCCGCCUCGGGCACUCUUGCACAAUCGUAGAGCGAUUCCCUUCUCUCCGUACCAGCGGACAGCAGAUCGAUCUCCGCGAAGAUGGAGUGAAAGUUACCGAACGCAUGGGAAUUCUCGACGAAUUGCGGAAGUAUGUCGUUGAUGAGCAGGGCCUGGAGUUUGUCGAUUCAAGUGGCAAGCAAAAGGCCCUGUUUCCCAAGAUCGUCGACGCAGAGACUGGCCAGCAGGGCUUCACGACGGAGUAUGAGAUGAUGAGGGGAGAUCUGUGUAAGACGCUAUACGAUGCUGUCAAGGAAGAAACCAACUACAGAUUUGGUGUUUCCGUAAAGGACUUCGAAAACACUGGGGAUGGAGUCAUCGUCAAGUUCUCAGAUGGCAGUGAAGACCGCUAUGAUCUGCUCAUAGGUGCUGACGGACAAGGUUCGAGAGUACGAAGAAUGAUGCUAGGGGCAGGCGGCGAUGCCCACAACCAGGUUGGCGUCCAUAAAUUGGGAGUCCAUGUCGCUUAUUUCGGACUUGCACGAGAACCACAGGACCCUAACCUCGCCACUAUCUAUCACGCCCCUGGUCGUCGAUUUCUGAACACACGAUGGCAUAACGAAACACAUGGACAGUGCUAUCUAGCCACGAUGAGUGGCGCCAGCGACCUCGAUCAGGCUUUGACUGGGGAUGUGGAUCAGCAGAAGAAAGCUUUCGGCCAGCACUUCCGAGAUGCGGGCUGGCAAGCAGAACGUCUUGUUAAGGCGAUGGAAGAGUCAGAUGACUUCUACGCCCAACCGAUCAUUCAGAUUAAGAGUGACACUUGGUCAAAGGGGAGAGUCGUUCUACUGGGCGACUCCGCGUAUUGCCCGUCGCCCUUGACUGGCAUGGGCACGAGUCUUGCAUUGAUCGGGGCAUAUGUCCUCGCCGGAGAGAUAUCAAAACAUAAAGGGGAUUUGGAUGCGGCCUUGAAAGCGUACGACCAGACGCUGCGGCCCUUGGUCACCCAUGUCCAAAAGUUACCGCCGGGUAUGCCAGGUCUCUACUAUCCCAAGUCCAAGUUAGGUGUCAAGCUGCUACAUACUGUGCUGGGCCUCGUCACGGUCUUGAAGCUGGAUAAGAUUGUUCAAUUCCUAAUGUAUGAUACGAGUGAGAAAUGGAAGUUGCCCAGCUAUGCGGCAUGGGAUAGUGAACUGGAUGAGGAAAUCCAUAGUGAGGAGAAGAUAGCAGCAACUGCGUAG
Molecule: messenger RNA, 1382 nt
Organism: Aaosphaeria arxii CBS 175.79
Lineage: Eukaryota; Fungi; Ascomycota; Dothideomycetes; Pleosporales
Product: FAD/NAD(P)-binding domain-containing protein
Exons: 1
Coding region: 99-1382 (427 amino acids)
Molecular function (GO): FAD binding
Source: RefSeq, a predicted model, not a curated record